Saccharomyces eubayanus is the source of this 1872-nucleotide messenger RNA. It is a transcript of the gene SAC1, whose product is annotated as phosphatidylinositol-3-phosphatase SAC1. The transcript has a single exon. The record is from RefSeq and is a predicted model, not a curated record. The coding region runs from base 1 to 1872 and encodes 623 amino acids. Gene Ontology annotation, biological process: phosphatidylinositol dephosphorylation. Lineage: Eukaryota; Fungi; Ascomycota; Saccharomycetes; Saccharomycetales; Saccharomycetaceae. Gene Ontology annotation, cellular component: endoplasmic reticulum. Gene Ontology annotation, molecular function: phosphatidylinositol-4-phosphate phosphatase activity.
AUGACAGGUCCAUUAGUGUACGUUCAAAACGCAGAUGGUAUCUUCUUCAAGACAGCUGAAGGUAAGGGAAGUAAUGAUGCAGUGAUUCAUUUGGCUAAUCAAGACCAAAUUGUUCGAGUCCUUGGUGCAGGAGAAUUCCCAGCUCAAGGUGAAGUGGUCAAGAUUGCUUCCUUGAUGGGGUUCAUCAAGCUCAAAUUGAACAGGUAUGCUAUUAUUGCGAAUACCGUGGAAGAGACAGGCAGGUUAAAUGGACACGUCUUUUAUAAGAUAUUGCAGCAUUCUGUGGUUCCCUCCAAGCUCAACUCAAGAAUCGAUUCGGAAGAAGCCGAAUAUAUCAAGCUGUUGGAAUUACACUUGAAGAAUUCUACGUUUUAUUUUUCAUACACUUAUGAUUUGACCAACUCGUUACAAAGAAAUGAAAAAAUUGGGCCCGUAUCCUCUUGGAAAACUGCCGAUGAGCGUUUUUUCUGGAACCAUUAUUUAACUGAAGACUUGAGAAAUUUUGCCGUUAAGGAUUCUAGAAUCGAUGCCUUUAUUCAACCUGUUAUCUAUGGGUAUGCCAAGACUGUGGACUCCAUUCUGAAUAAUACCCCUAUUGUCCUCGGUUUAAUUACCAGACGUAGUAUAUUCAGAGCAGGUACAAGAUACUUCCGUCGUGGUGUUGACCAAGAAGGUAACGUCGGUAACUUCAACGAAACCGAACAAAUCUUACUAGCUGAAAACCCGGAGAGUGAAAAAACACAUGUUUUCUCCUUUUUACAAACAAGAGGGUCUGUUCCAAUAUAUUGGGCAGAAAUUAAUAAUCUAAACUACAAGCCAAACUUAGUCCUUGGCGAAAAUUCAUUAGACGCCACCAAAAAGCAUUUUGAUCAACAAAAGAAGCUGUAUGGUGACAACUACUUAGUUAAUCUAGUUAACCAAAAGGGCCAUGAAUUACCUGUGAAAGAAGGCUAUGAAUCUGCCGUGCAUGCAUUGGACGAUCCAAAGAUUCAUUACGUCUAUUUUGAUUUCCAUCAUGAGUGCCGUAAGAUGCAAUGGCAUAGGGUCAAGCUUUUAAUUGAUCACUUAGAAAAAUUAGGUUUGUCUAACAAAGAUUUCUUCCACAAGGUUAUUGAUUCUAAUGGUGAGACCAUUGAUAUCAUUAAUGAGCAACAUUCUGUCGUAAGAACCAAUUGCAUGGAUUGUUUGGAUAGAACAAAUGUCGUUCAAUCAGUUUUAGCACAAUGGGUCUUGCAGAAGGAAUUCGAAACUGCCAGCGUCAUUCCUGCUGAGACCACGUGGGAAGAUAGCGCUCCAUUACUAUCCUCCUAUCAAAAUUUGUGGGCAGAUAAUGCGGAUGCAGUCAGUGUCGCUUACUCAGGUACCGGUGCCUUGAAGACUGAUUUUACAAGAACUGGUAAACGUACGCGUUUAGGUGCGUUCAAUGAUUUUAUGAAUUCGGCGUCACGUUAUUACCAAAACAAUUUAACCGACGGUCCAAGACAAGAUUCGUAUGAUUUGUUUCUUGGCGGGUUUAAGCCACAUGUGGCUUCUAUCAAGUCACCGUUCCCCGACAGAAGGCCUGUGUAUAUUCAGCUGAUUCCAAUGAUUAUUUGCGCAGCAAUAACCGUUUUAGGUGCCACGAUUUUCUUCCCUAAGGAUAGAUUUGCCAGUGGCAGGAAUAUGUUGUAUUUCGCGGGUGCCGCAGUCAUCUUGGCGCUGUCAACCAAGUUUUUGUUCAACAAUGGUAUCCAGUAUGUCAACUGGCCUAAGUUAGUUGAUGUUGGAUUCUUAGUCGUUCACCAAACACACGAUAAAGAGCAGCAGUUUAAGGGUUUGAAAUAUGCACAAAGUCCUAGAUUUUCUAAACCAGAUCCUUUAAAGAGAGAUUGA